This is a messenger RNA of Echinops telfairi (small Madagascar hedgehog), 3013 nucleotides long. RefSeq names its product protein phosphatase 2 regulatory subunit B'epsilon (gene PPP2R5E). The transcript is spliced from 15 exons. Gene Ontology annotation, biological process: signal transduction; protein dephosphorylation. The record is from RefSeq and is a predicted model, not a curated record. Lineage: Eukaryota; Metazoa; Chordata; Mammalia; Afrosoricida; Tenrecidae. The coding region runs from base 301 to 1704 and encodes 467 amino acids. Gene Ontology annotation, molecular function: protein phosphatase activator activity. Gene Ontology annotation, cellular component: nucleus; cytosol; protein phosphatase type 2A complex.
GGGGAGGAUCGUGAGGCCGCCGCCGCUGCCGCCGGAGAGCUGAGGUUCAGGUCCGGCCGUGAGGCCUAGAGGCGCCGCCGCCGCGGAACCGGAGGGACGCCGCGCCGGACAGCCGUCGCCCGGGGCUCCCCGCCGCUGCUCCGACCUCCCCCUGCACUGCCCGGCCCCGCCGCCCGCUGCCCGCCCCCGCUGCGGCCCCUUCGCCCGGCUCCUGCCCCUCGAAACCACAGACCAUCUUCGGAUUCUUCCCCAGAAGCUUCAAGAUACUCCUACCUACUCUUUUCAGAAUCCAGUAGGGAUAUGUCCUCAGCACCAACUACUCCUCCAUCAGUGGAUAAAGUAGACGGAUUUUCUCGGAAGUCCGUCAGAAAAGCCAGACAGAAGAGGUCGCAAAGUUCCUCACAGUUUAGGUCUCAAGGCAAACCUAUUGAGUUAACACCUCUGCCGCUGCUAAAAGACGUUCCAUCCUCAGAGCAGCCUGAACUGUUCCUAAAGAAACUUCAGCAGUGCUGUGUCAUUUUUGACUUCAUGGACACGCUAUCUGAUCUUAAAAUGAAAGAAUACAAGCGCUCCACUCUUAAUGAACUGGUGGACUACAUUACAAUAAGCAGAGGCUGUUUGACAGAGCAGACUUACCCUGAAGUAGUUAGAAUGGUAUCUUGCAAUAUAUUCAGAACUCUCCCUCCUAGCGACAGCAAUGAAUUUGAUCCAGAAGAAGAUGAACCUACCCUUGAGGCAUCGUGGCCACACUUACAGCUUGUAUAUGAAUUUUUCAUACGAUUUUUGGAAAGCCAAGAAUUCCAGCCCAGCAUUGCCAAAAAAUACAUAGAUCAGAAAUUUGUAUUACAGCUCCUGGAGCUUUUUGACAGUGAAGACCCUCGGGAACGGGACUACUUAAAAACAGUCUUACACAGAAUUUACGGCAAGUUUCUUGGUCUUAGAGCAUUUAUCCGAAAACAGAUUAACAAUAUUUUUCUAAGGUUUGUUUAUGAAACAGAACACUUCAAUGGAGUAGCUGAGCUGCUGGAAAUAUUAGGAAGUAUUAUCAAUGGCUUUGCUUUACCUCUUAAGGCAGAACACAAACAGUUUCUGGUGAAAGUGUUGAUCCCUUUACACACUGUCAGGAGCUUAUCACUCUUCCACGCCCAGCUGGCAUAUUGCAUAGUACAAUUUCUGGAGAAAGAUCCUUCCCUCACAGAACCAGUUAUUAGGGGGUUGAUGAAGUUUUGGCCCAAAACAUGUAGUCAAAAGGAGGUCAUGUUCCUUGGGGAGUUGGAGGAAAUACUGGAUGUGAUCGAGCCUUCACAGUUUGUUAAAAUCCAAGAACCUCUCUUCAAGCAAAUUGCCAAGUGUGUAUCUAGCCCUCAUUUUCAGGUGGCAGAAAGGGCACUCUAUUAUUGGAAUAACGAAUAUAUCAUGAGCUUGAUAGAAGAAAACUCCAAUGUCAUCCUUCCCAUCAUGUUCUCCAGUCUCUAUAGGAUUUCAAAAGAACAUUGGAACCCGGCGAUCGUGGCACUGGUGUACAAUGUCUUGAAGGCGUUUAUGGAAAUGAACAGCACCAUGUUCGACGAGCUGACAGCCACAUACAAGUCAGAUCGUCAGCGUGAGAAAAAGAAAGAAAAGGAACGUGAAGAAUUGUGGAAAAAACUGGAGGAUCUGGAGUUAAAGAGAGGUCUUAGACGUGAUGGGAUAAUUCCAACUUAACAAAAAUACUGAAAACAGCAUUACUAACCUGUGGAGUCACACAUUUAUGUAGUAGAAGAUGGAGCAACAGUUUUCUGUAUUGUGCAACUUUACAGUAGAUUUCACAUUUGUUUCAUUAUUACAAUGGCACUGUAUAUACCUACCUGUCUGUAAGUAAAGGAAAAUCAAAAUAAGGACUUCAAUCCAAAGUUUGGACAGUCGAUGGACUUCUCAGAACUUUGCAAACAUAAUCAUUGUUCUAACCCUCUUUAAAAACAAACAAACAAACAAAGCAAUCUUCAGAGAUCUGUUGAUGAAAUUGCUGUGUUAAAAUUCCAUUGUUGGGAGUUCCUUAUUUAUCAUUAGCAGAGAGUAUGAUACAAUUUUCAAAUGUGAACAAUCUUAAAUUUAGCUUGUCUUCUGCUAAGCUGUUAAAUGUAUUUAUAGUAAAUGGAAGAAAAGAAAAAAAAAAAAGACUGUCAUUUCCUAUCAGUUUGUCUAACGUUCUCCUCUGGAUAACUUGACUGUAAUUUGACAUCUUUUCCUUUUGCACAUCUCCAUGAGUUGAAUGUCCAUGUGAAACAGGGCCCUGAACUAGAAAGGACCCUGAUAAAAGUUUCGUUUAUUGGGGUGAACGUCUUUCUAGUCACCAGGUAGUCCUGGUGCUCCAUCAGUUGUAAAUUAGGAGUAAAAGAGAAGAGGUGAUAAGCAUAGUAGGGAAGGGAAUUUUGGAUUCAUUGCAUCAGUUUAUGGUGACUCUAAAUCAAGGUCUUGAAUCCUCUGAAAACAGGCACUGACUGGCCCAUCACCGGCUUCAGUACCUGGCCGGUAUUAGUGGUAGACAUCAUUGAACAUACAUGCCAGAGAUGUUAUAGAAAUGUCAGCCAAACUUCCUUUUGGACCAUUUUUAAAUAAGAAAGACAAAUAUGAAACAGUACAACCAUGAAAUUGAUCGCCAGAGCUUGUGAAUCUAAUUGGGAAAAGAGUUGAGCAAACAGCCUGGACUGUUUGGAGUUGUUGCCUUACUUUUUAAUAUGUAUUUAUAAAGUAUUUCAGCAAAAGAGGAUGUAGCCUCGGGGCUGGGGGUACCCACAAUAACAGGUUACAGUGUUUUCUUGUAGAUUCUUGCUCUAUAUCUCAUCCCAACGCCAGCCCUGUUUUUAGCCAGAAAGGAUUCAGGAUAUGUACAUUACUAGGCAUCCUGAAUUGGAUGCAGAUUCCUAACUACUGUAUUUGUUACCAAAAGUGAUUCUACAAAUGCUACUGAAAAAAAAAAUCUGGAAAUCCCUCUUGUCCUAAGUAUUAAUAAUAAAGUUUAAAAAUGCUUUUA